Messenger RNA from Seriola aureovittata, 2023 nucleotides. It is a transcript of the gene trdmt1, whose product is annotated as tRNA aspartic acid methyltransferase 1. Lineage: Eukaryota; Metazoa; Chordata; Actinopteri; Carangiformes; Carangidae. Bases 730 to 1782 code for a protein of 350 amino acids. Gene Ontology annotation, molecular function: methyltransferase activity. The record is from RefSeq and is a predicted model, not a curated record. The transcript is spliced from 11 exons.
GUUGAUUCGUUCCUGUGUAACGUUGUGACUACAGCAGCUGGUGGCGCAGUGAACAGAACUGUUUCAGUUGUUGGACUUUAAAGAUGCUGCAGGUUUAACAUUGUUUAACCAGGUUUAAUUAAACCACUCACAUUGUUAGGAGUCUCUUUUAUAAGAUGACCUUGUAGGCUGACAUCGGCGACCAUUUUAGAUGCCUAAUGUUUUUAUACAUAUAAUUUCAAAUGUGAAACAGCCUUUCUUCUAAUUAUCACUUCCUGUCCCGAUCCUCCACUUAUAAAUUGUUGUUGAUGCACUGAUGGCACCUCAGUCUAACUGGUCUAGACCAGAGCAGGUGGCUGUUUCUAGACUCAGUCCAGGAGGUUAGGUGGUUAAAACUUCACUUUUGAUUUAACUCAUUACAUUUAACUUGCUGCUCUUCAGAAUUACAGAGACUUUGCUUUAGUCACAUGUAUCUGACAGGAAGUCAGAUACAUGUGACCUGAGAGUGAGGCACUAGGUCAGUGAAAUGGGAAUCAUCCUGAACACUGGAGACAACCAUCAGCGAUAUGUGAACACCAGACCAUAAUUGCUCAUCCGAAAGAGAGCGGCAUACCUGGCCAUGUAGUGGCUGCCAUCGACAUAAACACCACGGCCAAUCAGAUCUACAGGCACAAUUUCCCUGACACACCCCUCUGGAACAAGACCAUAGAGGGCAUAGCACUGGAUGACUUCAAUAAAUUGUCUUUUGACAUGAUUUUGAUGAGCCCUCCCUGCCAGCCAUUCACCAGGAUCGGACUUCAGGGUGACAUCAGUGACCCCAGAACAAAGAGCUUCCUCUACGUCCUUGACCUUCUGCCGAGGCUUCACAGGCUGCCUCGCUUCAUCCUGCUGGAGAAUGUGAAAGGCUUUGAGAGCUCCGCUGCCAGAGAACUGUUGGUGAAGACACUGACAGGAUGUGGAUACAGUUUCCAGGAGUUCAUGGUCUCACCCACAAGUGUCGGGAUCCCAAACUCCAGACUGCGCUAUUUCCUCAUCGCUAAGAUGUCAACAAGCUUCAGUACACAGGCAAGGUCAGAGGUGAGGUCACAGGCAAGGUCAGAGGUGAGGUCACAGGCGAGGUCAGAGGGGAUGUCACAGGCAAUGUCACAGCACUCACAAUCAUCAACCUCUGACAGAGUGUGUAUACAGCUUCCAGAUGUCUUCCCACACUUUGCUGAGGCUGAUUCCUCUGAGCAGCCCACAGUGUUGAGUCCUACCUGCCCAGGUAGCUGUCAGUCAGAAGAGGAAGUGAGGGAGGGUCAGGUCCUGUACAAACUGGAGACAGCAGCUGAUGCCCAGAGGAAGAGGAGUCAGAACCAGGAUCUGUCCAUCAGGCAGAUUCAGGACUUCCUGGAGCCUCAGAGGGAGGGGGACCUGGAGCAGCACCUCCUCCCUCCCAGAACCCUGCUGAGAUACGCUCUGCUGCUGGACAUCGUUCAGCCCACCUGCAGGAGGUCCGUCUGCUUCACCAAGGGAUAUGGACGCUAUGUGGAGGGAACUGGCUCAGUGCUGCAGGGCUGCACAGAAACACAGAUGGAGAGUGUGUUUGCUGGUCUGGAUCAGGUCUCUGAAGAAGAGAAAGUGCAGCAGCUGCUGAAGCUGAAACUUCGUUACUUUACUCCCAGAGAAGUGGCCAAUCUGAUGGGCUUCCCCCAGAGCUUCAUGUUUCCAGAGGGAGUCUCCACCUUGCAGCAGUACAGAACUCUAGGAAACAGUCUGAAUGUUGUGGUGGUGUCCAGACUGCUACAGCUGCUCGUCUCGUAGCAACAAGAGGAGGAGACUGUUUAUUAGUCUCUGUGGACUAUAUGACAGACUGCUGCCUGCCCAGUGUUAGUGGAUGUGAACUGGUCAAAUGUUGGUCAAAGAUACCUCAGUGACAUCACAAUAACAUCAGUGACAUCACCAGUGAACAGAGUAAGUUACAGAAACUUCAGGGAACAGUACACAUCUGUUUCUACAGCUUGGUAAUAGUUUUCUACUGUUUGAAAUAAAGACCUAAAAUUAC